Marmota monax (woodchuck) is the source of this 921-nucleotide messenger RNA. Its product is annotated as acidic proline-rich protein HP43A-like. Lineage: Eukaryota; Metazoa; Chordata; Mammalia; Rodentia; Sciuridae. The record is from RefSeq and is a predicted model, not a curated record.
AUGCUGGUAGUCCUGCUCACACUGGCCUUGCUGGCCCUGAACCCAGCUCCAAGCUCCAGUGAAGGUUAUGAGGUAGAAAAACAGAAAGAGCACCAGCAGCCUCAGGGAGCCCCUAAUGGAGAAUUCAGACCUCGACCCCCUGCUGGUAAUAAAAACCAUCAGGAAGAUCCUCAGCAGGGACCACCCCAACAAGGAGGCCAGCAGCAGCAGCAGCAGCAGAAGCCAAAUGGCCCCCCUAAACCUGGAAACCAGCAGGGACCACCACAACAAGGAGGCCAGCAGCAGCAGAAGCCAAAUGGCCCCCCUAAACCUGGAAACCAGCAGGGACCACCCCAACAAGGAGGCCAGCAGCAGCAGAAGCCUAAUGGCCCCCCUCAACCUGGAAACCAGCAGGGACCACCCCAACAAGGAGGCCAGCAGCCGCAGCAGCAGAAGCCAAAUCCCCCUCAACCUGGAAACCAGCAGGGACCACCCCAACAAGGAGGCCAGCAGCAGCAGAAGCCUAAUGGCCCCCCUCAACCUGGAAACCAGCAGGGACCACCCCAACAAGGAGGCCAGCAGCAGCAGCAGCAGAAGCCAAAUGGCCCCCCUCAACCUGGAAACCAGCAGGGACCACCCCAACAAGGAGGCCAGCAGCAGCAGAAGCCUAAUGGCCCCCCUCAACCUGGAAACCAGCAGGGACCACCCCAACAAGGAGGCCAGCAGCAGCAGCAGCAGAAGCCAAAUGGCCCCCCUCAACCUGGAAACCAGCAGGGACCACCCCAACAAGGAGGCCAGCAGCAGCAGCAGCAGAAGCCAAAUGGCCCCCCUCAACCUGGAAACCAGCAGGGACCACCCCAACAAGGAGGCCAGCAGCCGCAGCAGCAGAAGCCAAAUGCCCCCCCUCGUCCUGGUAACCAGCAGGGACCACCCCAACAAUGA